AUGCUUGAAGAAAUAACCAAUGGCACCGCAGAGCCCAUGUUCUACGUCUUUGCUUUCUCCACAUCUGAAACUGAAAGGAUAACAAUUGUAACAGCAGUUUUGCUGAUUUAUCUUCUUAUUCUUAGUGGGAACCUCCUCAUCAUUUCAUUGAUAUGUCUUGAGCCCCAGCUACACACGUCCAUGUACUUCUUCCUGUGUAAUCUGUCCACGUUGGACAUCUUGUAUGUGUCCACAACACUCCCUAAGCUGAUCUACAUAUCUCACACCGGUGACCAUGUUAUGUCAUAUACUGGUUGUUUAGCUCAGUUAUAUUUGUAUCUAUUAUUUUCUGAUACAGAGUGCUUUCUGCUGACAGCCAUGGCCAUUGACCGCUAUGUAGCAAUUUGCUUUCCUUUACAUUACUCUCUCAUAAUGAGUAAACAGGUUUGUGUGUUACUGGCAUUUCCUGCAUGGUUUAUGGCCUCUGUCAAUGCCUCCCUUGCCAUCUGUUAUGCUCAUAACUUGACAUUCUAUGGUUUAGUAGAAGUCAAAAACUUAUUCUGUGACAUUAAAGGCCUGCUUAGUGCUUCCAUUAGUGACACUACUUCUUUGAGGACAUUUAUUACUGUGGAUGCAAUGUUUGUUGGGGUUUUUCCCUCUUGUUUGAUCUUGGCUUCCUAUGUCUGUAUCAUUCACACUGUCUUAAAAAUUAAGUCUUCCCAUGGAAGAUGGAAGACGUUCUCAAGCUGCUCUUCCCAUAUAACAAUAGUGGUUGUGUACUUUGGUUCUGCCUUAUCAUUGUACUUGACAAAUUCACUAGAACAAGAUCUUGUCCUCUCAAUGAUGUUUGUUACUUUGGUCCCGAUGUUAAACCCUCUAGUAUACAGCUUGAGGAAUAAAGACAUCAUAAGAACGCUUAAACAAAUAAUACAAAAAAAACCAUGCCCAUUAUAA
Bufo gargarizans (Asiatic toad) is the source of this 933-nucleotide messenger RNA. RefSeq names its product olfactory receptor 1G1-like. Gene Ontology annotation, cellular component: membrane. Gene Ontology annotation, biological process: G protein-coupled receptor signaling pathway. Bases 1 to 933 code for a protein of 310 amino acids. Gene Ontology annotation, molecular function: olfactory receptor activity; G protein-coupled receptor activity. The record is from RefSeq and is a predicted model, not a curated record. NCBI's taxonomy places the organism in Eukaryota, Metazoa, Chordata, Amphibia, Anura, Bufonidae. The transcript has a single exon.